AUGAGUGCGUGUGGCUGUUGCGCUCCAUGCCAGCGGAGGUGGCUGCUGAAGGCUCUGUUGUUCUUGGCUGCUGUGCUGCCGACGAGUGGCGACUGCCCCAAAUCCUGCGUCUGCAACGUUCCCACUGAAGUGCAUUGCACCUUCAGAUACCUGACCGCAAUACCUGACCACAUCCAGCCAGCUGUGGAAAGAAUUAACCUCGGGUACAACAGUAUAACUGUCUUGAGAGAAAAUGAUCUUUCAGGACUUGAGAACUUAGAGUUGUUGAUGCUGCAUAGCAACACCAUCCACACUAUUUACGACACAUCCUUCCAAGAUCUCAAGUCCUUACAGGUCCUGAAGAUGUCGUUUAAUAAAAUAAAGGAAAUUAAGAAAGAGACAUUCAAAGGUCUGGACAGUCUGCUGAGACUCCACGUGGACCACAACAACAUUGAGUUCAUCAGCCCAGAGGCUUUCUACGGCCUAACUAAACUACAGCUGGUCCACCUGGAGGGUAAUCACCUCCAGCAGCUCCACCCAGACACUUUCAUCACCCUGAGACACAGCCAGGUGUUCAAGAUGUCCUCCGUGAGAAACAUCCACCUGUCGGAAAACCUUCUCACCACUCUGCCUGAAGAUAUCUUCUCAGGCUGUAGCCAGUUAGAGAACCUCUUCCUUCAUGGCAACCCCUGGACAUGUGAUUGCCAUAUGAAGUGGUUCUCAGUGUGGGCACAGAGGAACACAGGUGUGCUGAAAUGCAAGCGAGACAGGAGAUAUCCAAGAGGCCAGCUGUGUCCUGUUUGUGAAAAUCCAGCCCCUUACCACAACAAACCUCUAUCCCUCCUCUCCAGUGAUGCCUUCACUUGUAUCAAACCCUGGAUCCAACCCCAUCUAAAGCAGAAAAACAUCAGUCUGGACGAGGGGGACUUUACUCCAGUUUCCCCCAAAGACUUCAUUGCCCCAUUAGGAUCUAUACAAAUGAACCUGACCGACCAGAUUCACAAUGAUGCCAGCCUAUCUUGCACUGUCCAGAAGCCCUCUACUUUUGAAAACGUAACACAAACCUUGGAUGAGAAGGAGGGAAACAAUGUCAAUGUGCUAACCGCUGGCAUAACUACAUAUUUGGUGUGUAACAUUGACUAUGAGCACAUACAGCAGCUGUGGCAGAUACUGGCCACCUACAGUGACUCUCCCAUGACACUUGAGAGAGGCCUAAUGCUAUCUAGAAGACCAGAAAUGGUGUACAAGUAUAGUCAGAUGAAAACAAAGGAAGGAGAGGAAGGAAUUCACACAAACAUUGAGGCUGAGAUUAAAGCCUCGCCUGAAUGGUUGAUGCAGGGAGAGAUACGUUUCCAGCUUGACCGCACUACUACCACUUUCUCUACUCUGCACAUUAAGUACCAGUCUACAGUCAACCUACGUUUGGAAAACACAUCACCUAAGAGGGGUCGCUAUUCCUGGACCAUGAUCAAGCGAGAUAACCAAACCAAGACUGAGCACACUGUGAUUACAGGUGGUGUGGUGCAAUUGCACUGUCAAAUCCGCGGUGACCCGAAGCCUUUUUUGGAGUGGAUUUUACCGGAUGGAAGCAAGGUCAGAGCUCCUUACUCCAGUGAGGACAGGAGGCUCAUAAUGACUGCUGAAGGGAUGCUCACUUUGCGGGGUGCAGAUGCUUCAGAAACUGGUCUCUACCGGUGCAUUGCCACAAACUACCUGGAUGCAGAUAUCCUUGCCUUUCGAGUGACAGUCCUUUCCCCUGAUGUGGAAGAAGCUGAGGUCAAUGGUGUCCAACUCUCACAGCCACUUGGUGAAAAUCUGUUUUUUGACUGUAGCUCCUCAGGAAGUCCUGAGGGCUCGGUGCAGUGGGUACUCCCCGACCACUCAGUACUGGACAAAUCUCAUGGGAAAAGGAAAGUGUUUGAGAAUGGAACCUUGCUAAUUCAGGGGCUCACAGCAAGGGACAGAGGAUUUUAUAGGUGUUUGGUCUCUAAUUACCUGGGAGUUGAUCUGCUCGUGUCUCAGGUGACAAUGACUGGAGAAACAACUGAAAAGGUGACAGUGUUGGACAGUGAUGGAUCAGGGGUAGAAAUGGAAGACAUGUUUGACCCUAGCUUGACUGAAAACACAAUCACCCUCAAUGAGAUCCCUUCUUCCAGUCCCUCGGAGAGAACUAGUCAGGAAUCUAAGACCAUAACCUCAGAUCGACCUUACCCCAGACUUGGUUCAAAGGGUAGAGUAGGUGUUGGAGGUAGACUGGGACAGAGAUUGAGGGGGCCAAUCACCAACAGACGCAUCUGGAGUAAUAGGGUGCUUGAUAAAUCUUCCAGAAAAGUGGACCCAUUGCAGUUUGCUGAAUUUAUGAAAAAGGCUCAAGAUGGAUCAAGAAUAAAGACUGGCACAGAGAGAGAGGAGGUCAAAUAUGAAAAGUCAAACUCUGGUCUUUCUGAUGAAAGUGAAAUCGGGUCUGGUGAGGAUCUUCAUGAAGAUCAUCCCAACAUUGUGCCAACAAUAGUCAAACCAGCAACAGACAAUCCACAGAAAGGUAGACUAUUUGGACAAGAGAACAGGCAGCUUGAAAUUAUAACUACCACACAUACAGUUCAUGGUAGUCGCAUAGCAACAAUGGGGGCAAGUCAAACUGAUGGCUUGGAAACCACAGUCAGCAAUCCUUUUAAAUUAAGUAAUGUAACAGAAAACACAAAUAUACCUACAACAGAGUUAUACAUGCAAUCAGAUUCUACACCAAUCAAGUCCACAUUCACACAACAUCCAACAGAAAGGAAGGAAAGUCAAAGUGAUGCAGUAACACCUUACCACACAAUUUCACAGAACACAGGACUCUCUAGUUUUGAUGAGACAAAUUAUUUUUAUGACUUAGAAAGAACUACCAAGCCGGGCUCAAACAGGCACCCAGUCACCCUCCAACUUACUGUGACAGACACGUCACAAGAAAAAGAACAACCUGGAGAGCCAGAGACGUCCACUGGGCUGGCGCUAUCAUUUCAGACAGACCCCCAUGUCACUCCAAUGAGAGAUGGUCCAAGCCCAGUCAAGCUAGUUGUCCACACAUCCACAGACGCAGAUGGCCAGACAACAUUCACAGCCAUCACCACCACAGAGAGAAAACAAGAUGAAAUAACCUUCCACACGACCCAAACAAUCAAAUCCCCACGUCUGCCUGCAGGAUCCACCAUCAUCUCCCGGCAGCAGAUCCAUAUUAUCCCACGAAAGAACAGUAGAGGAGGGGGGCGUAGGAGAACUCUCCAAGGGCGCAGGAGAAUCAUUAAACCCAACAGGAUAACUGAUAUACAGUCCUUCAUCAAUAAACUUAUAAAUCCCUCAUCGAAAAAGGAAGGGAUUGCCACGGUGCCUUAUAGAAUUGAACUGACCACAGACUGUGACUGGGAUGAAGACAAAAAGAAGACAGGAACCACUAAUCAGCAGCCGGUCACACCAACAGCUUUACAUAGAACAGAUAGACCUGCUUCUACACAAAAUACUGCAGCUUUUACCCCAACAUUUUACGUCACUUCAAAUGCCGCCUUCACCCCUACAGAGUCAAGGCAAGAGGUUUCCAGUAGCUACAUAACCUCUGCUGAGUUUGACCCUACAAUUGAUCCACUUUUGACAACAAAUAAAGGAUCAUCAAUCUCCACCACGACCACUACUACAACCGUCUUGAAGGUUAUUAGUGGAAGAGUUCCAUGGAAAAGGCUGUUUGGUGGCAGAGAGAGAGAAAAAAUACUUGGCAGGCUGAGACAGCCCUCCAUCACCCAAAAAACCUCAACAGCUGAGACAACAAUAAUGACCCCAACCACCACCCCGGCAGCUAUGCCCACCACUGCCACAAAUUCACUUUCUGAACCUGAGACUCUGUCCCCAUCCAGACAUACAUGGAGCAAAGAGGGUUCAUUAGAUGAUGGCUUUGGAUAUGUUUCCUCUGCAGAUUUUGAGUUCACAACACUGCAACCCAGCUUUCACGAUUUAACUACCACCAGUCCAUCCUAUUACUCCAAGUCUGCUACCACUGCUGAAACAACACCAGAAUCACAGACUCUACCUUCCCCACCUACUGUUGAACCACCCUUAAUUGAAAAUCCUGGUGAAACCUUAUCAUCUGGGUCUGGGGGACUACCUGAUAAUUGGUUUGUAAUCAGACAGAAGCCUGAUGGGUCAAGAGGACGACAAGGGCGCAGAAGGAGGCCCUUUAGGGGUAGGAGACCGUUCAACAAACCUGAAAUCACUAGAUUACGUCCUGCUACCACAACUGAGGCUUCAACCACAAAUAUAAAAACUACAAUGGGCACAACCACUCUAUCACAAACAACUGUUUCCCUCCACAAGCCCCUUUACACACCAUAUAGGCAAGAGGACAGAACUCCAGUAGUUGUUUCCACUGACCAAACAUCAAAGGAGGAGACUGACUUAUAUGAAGAAUUUGACUCGAGCACAUCUAGCGGUUUACCUGCAUAUACAACAACCAAGACACCUUUGAUCUCUUCAACCUCAUUUAACCCCAUCACCACAUACAUGCCAAUCACCACAAAAGGGCCUUACACAACAGCUCAGACCAAAGUCCACAGCAACAUCAGACCACCAACACAGAGGAACACUGAUCACAUCACUCGUGGGCCAUCAGUGAGGAGAAUCAGACCUACUGUGCAGAUAAUUGGUGCCAGAGGCAGUGCAGAUAAUGACCUUGACAGAGUGACCCUUGUUACAGCUGUGCAGGGAUACACCAAAACCCCUGCCCCAUACAACAACGCAAUGCCCACACACAAUGACAUCUCUAGUGUCUAUAAUCGUGUGGCUGGUAAUGAAGAUACAAGUGCCAAUAUUGCUGGCUUUGAACCCACUACAAAGGUCAAGACAAGCAAACCAAAGAUAAUUGGGGGCAAUGCAGCCAGCUUCACCGUACUAUCCAAUUCAGAUGCUUUCCUGCCAUGUGAGGCUGUUGGAAACCCUGAGCCAACUAUAACCUGGAAGCGUUUCCCGUCAACCACAGGUAUUACCGUACCCGUUAAGGGGAGGAUGGGAAAGUUUGAGGUGUUGAGCAAUGGCACACUGUCGAUCCAGAAUGCCAACAUUAAGGACCGUGGGCAGUACCUCUGUCUCGCUAAUAAUGAUCAUGGAUCAGAUAAACUUAUUGUCACCCUCUCUGUGGUGGCCUACCCUUCACGCAUCCUGGAGCCAAAAAUGCGUGAUAUAAAGUCUCAUACAGGUAACAAUGUGGAGAUGACAUGUAAAGCAGAGGGUCGGCCGACACCAAUGAUAUCCUGGAUCCUGGCCAAUCAAACCCAGUUCAGGGGUCAAAACACAGACAAGGGAAGGGUAUCAGUAUCUGCUGUUGGGACUCUGGUCAUUGAGCAGGUGUCUGUUUAUGACAGAGGUCAUUACAAAUGCAUUGCCAGUAAUCCAGCUGGAGCCGAUACUGCUACAGUCCGACUGCAGGUGGUGGCACCUCCCCCAGGUAUCGUGGAGGAGAAAAAGCAGCAGGUUAAAGUGGGCGUAAACCAAAACUUGUGGCUACCCUGCACUGGCCAAGGCAGCCCUCAGCCUACUAUUCACUGGGUCCUCCAUGAUGGGUCGAUGCUACGACAUAACAGACCUGCCAGUGACACAAGGAUAUUAGUGUACGGGAAUGGAACUCUCCACAUUAAGGAUGUGACUCCAGAAGACAGCGGCAAAUAUGAAUGUAUCGCUACCAGUUUGACUGGUUCAGAGAGAAUGGUUGUGACUCUGACAGUAGAGAGGCGAGAGUCUGCACCUCAAAUAGUGGAGAUAUCAAAGCGCAUAACAGCGUUGUUCUUCGAGGACCAGCUGAGACUAAACUGUUCAGCUACAGGAGACCCUAAGCCCAGGAUCAUCUGGAGGCUGCCCUCUAAAGCUGUAGUGGACCAGUGGCACAGGAUGGGCAGCAGAAUUCAGGUCCUGGAUAACGGCACUCUUAUUGUUAGCAUUGUGAGUGAUAAAGAUGCUGGAAACUAUCUCUGUGUGGCACGAAACCACAUUGGUGAUGAUCUCCAACUCAUGAAGGUCACUGUGUCAAUGAAGCCAGCCAAGAUAGAGCCAAAGCUCUAUGGAAAGAAGCAGGUACCCUACGGUAAUGACUUUAAGGUUGACUGUAAAGCCUCAGGAGCACCAAAGCCAGAGAUAUCCUGGGGAUUACCAGACGGAACAGUGGUCAACAGUGCUCUUCAGUCUGAUGUCAGCAGUGGAGGAGGCCGAGCACGGCGCUAUACACUUUUUGACAAUGGAACUCUCCACCUAAACCAGGUUGGUAUGUCCGAGGAAGGAGACUACACCUGCUAUGCUGAGAACCAGGUGGGCAAGGAUGAGAUGCAUUUUCAUAUCACUGUGGUGACCGCUGCCGCCAGGAUACGUCCAACCAGCCAGACAUAUGCCAGGGUGAAGCCUGGAGGGAACGUCCGCUUUGACUGUGAAGCACUUGGGGAGCCCAAACCAAAGAUCCUGUGGAUGCUGCCCACCAACGAUGUCAUUGCAGCGUCUAACGAACGGUACCUAAUGCACGUCAAUGGCUCCCUGGAUAUCAGGGAUGUGAAGCUUAUCGAUGCUGGGGAGUAUGUUUGUAUGGCUCGAAACCCUGCUGGAGAAAGCAGAAAAGUCUUCAAGCUUGAUAUAGAAGGGAAUCCACCAGUAAUCAAUGGCUACCGGCAGAACAGGACUGUAAUCAAAGAUGUAGCUCCUAAAUACUCCAGGAAAUUAAUAGACUGUAAUGCUGAGGGCAAUCCCACGCCUACUAUCACUUGGAUUAUGCCUGAUAACAUCUUUCUGACAGCACCAUACUAUGGCAGCAGGAUUAAUGUCCACCAUAAUGGGACAUUAGAGAUUCGUAACGUGCGGCCAACUGACACAGCUGAGUUCAUCUGCAUGGCGAGGAAUGAUGGAGGAGAGGCAGUAAUGGUAGUACAGCUGGAGGUGAGCAGUAUACUCAGGAGGCCGAUAUUCAAGAACCCCUUCAACGAACGUAUUGUGUCUGGGAUUGGUAAAACCACAGUUCUAAACUGCUCUGCUGAUGGAUACCCAAUGCCGGAGAUCACUUGGACUUUGCCUAAUAGAACACGGUUUACAGGUGACCACCACCUCGUUAAAAAUGAGACUUUAGUCAUCUACAACUCUGGAGAAAAAGAUUCUGGGAAGUACCGCUGUGGUGCCAAGAAUUCCAUGGGUUACAUAGAGAAGCUAAUCAUUUUGGAGGUCGGUCAGAGGCCUUACAUCCUGACAAAGCCUAGAGGCAUCAUACGCAGUGUAUCUGGAAAACCUCUUUUCCUUCAUUGUUUAUCUGAUGGAAGUCCCAAACCAAAAAUCCACUGGACAAUUCCCGGUGGCCACACUCUUUCUCGGCCUCAAGUCCUCGGGCGCUACCAGUUACUAGAGAAUGGUACUUUGGUUGUACAGGAUACAACUCUCCACGACAGAGGGAACUACAUUUGCAGGGCUUGGAGUGAUGCUGGAGAGGCUGUGCUCACUGUCCCUGUUAUUAUCAUUGCCUACCCUCCACGAAUCACAUCAGGGCCACCUCCCAGUCUAAGGGCAGUGACCGGAACACCUAUCCAGCUCAACUGUGCCGCCAUUGGGAUUCCAAAGCCUGAGAUCACCUGGGAGUUGCCCGAUCGUUCAAUUCUGUCCGCGGCAGAACAGGGACGGCCUAUGGGUAGCGAACUGCUCCAUCCUCAGGGCACACUUAUCAUUCAGAGGCCCAAAGCCUCAGACUCUGGCACAUACAAGUGCCUGGCCAAGAAUCACCUGGGUACAGACUCAAAAAUCACAUAUGUACAUAUACUGUGA
This is a messenger RNA of Cyclopterus lumpus (lumpfish), 7788 nucleotides long. It is a transcript of the gene igsf10, whose product is annotated as immunoglobulin superfamily, member 10. Gene Ontology annotation, molecular function: protein binding. The transcript has 9 exons. The record is from RefSeq and is a predicted model, not a curated record. Lineage: Eukaryota; Metazoa; Chordata; Actinopteri; Perciformes; Cyclopteridae. Bases 1 to 7788 code for a protein of 2595 amino acids.